GUUUCUCUCCUCCCACUGAUGAUGGCCUGUCCCAAACAAAAGACGAAAACAAAUCGCACAUACAAAGGGACUUAAAGACUAGCGUGCGCUCUGUUCGCGUUCAUCCUCCCACUGACUGCUCAGCCGCAGACGAAGAUGGUUUCUCCUGUCACUGUGGUCAAGAGCGAGGGUCCAAAGCUGGUUCCGUUCUUCAAAGCCACUUGCGUCUACUUUGUUCUGUGGCUGCCCACCUCGAGCCCCUCCUGGUUCAGUGCCCUCAUCAAAUGCCUGCCCAUCUUCUGUCUUUGGGUUUUUCUGCUUGCCCAUGGCAUCAGCUUUUUAGGUGCCCACUCCAGUGCCAGGAAAAUCCUAGCGGGACUUAUUUUUUCAGCUUUGGGUGAUGCAUUUCUCAUCUGGCAGGAACAAGGCUACUUUAGUCAUGGACUGUUUAUGUUCGCCAUCACCCACAUUCUCUACUCUUCGGCCUUUGGGAUGAAGCCCCUCAACUUGAGAGCAGGUCUGGUCAUCUCUGUCAUCUCAGGUCUCAGCUACACCCUUCUGUACCCCUACCUCUCUGGUCCCUUCACCUACCUGGUGGCUGUUUACAUUGCUCUCAUUGGCUUCAUGGGCUGGAGGGCCAUCGCUGGAGUCCAGCUCGCCAAUGACCUCUGGACCUGGACGAAACUGUCUGCCUGCCUCGGAGCCGUCCUCUUCAUGGUGUCUGACCUCACCAUUGCCGUCAACAAGUUCUGCUUCCCAGUGCCCCACUCCCGAGCCAUCAUAAUGGCCACCUACUAUGCUGCCCAGAUGUUGAUCGCACUGUCGGCUGUGGAAUGUCAAGACGCAGACGCAGCUCGGAAAAGAGCCUGAGGAACCACAAAUUCACCAACCUUCCCCUAAUGACUCAACAUCAUUAGCAGCUACACAGGCUCCACUUUCUGCAACCCCUGGUCCAUCCACAGUUCCCCCAUCUGACCAUGACCAGGAUAUAUUGGUUAUAGUUAAGGAAUUGCCCGUUUAGGAUCAUGUGAGACCAUACCAAUGGGAGUAUUCCAUGCUGGAUUAAUUUACAAGGUUAGAUAGUCUUGGCGUCUUAAUCAUCUUGACUCUUGACUUAGUCAGAUCUCUUUCCAUACUUACAAUACUGAAUUUGCUUUCAGUAGUAGUACCAUCUUUUUGGUAUUGAGAAAGGAAAGACGGAUGAGUUUUGGCCUUUUGGUUACUAGUUUCAUAUAUUAAGUUUUUACCAACUUACAGUACCCCACUUGCUUUCCCAACAAGUGUUGUCUCCAUUUUGACAGAGACUGUCCCAGUGUCUUCUCAGUGUCUCUGAUAUCUUGUCCACUUCAGAGAGUCCCUGAUGACUUAUAUUGUGAGCAAAGGGUGAGUCUUGAGUGACCAGUGUUUGUCUGUAGAAUGGACUACGAAACAAUGCAAAAUAGUUCAGAUUCUUCUUAGGGGGCUGGUUUCCCUGUCUCACUGUAGAUUUCCCAAAUCUAAUCAGAGAGCAGCAUGAAAACCAUGUCACAAACUAAAGCGGAUAUAUUAGCAUAGUGCUGCUGUACUGAAAUUCAAUGCACAAGUCCAUGUCAUAGUAUUGUGAGGUAUACCUUUUUACAUUGCAAAGUCAUUUUGUUUCAUAACUUCGAAUUAGGACACAAACCUCCAUGCCUGCAUGCACAUGUGCUGGAGAAGUUGUCUUGUCAAGCCCAAUUGACUGCAACUAGUGCUAGCUAGCAUUGUCUCUGGAGUAGAUAAAGCCCGUAUCCUACACUACGUUCUGAGACGUGACCAAUACCAAUAGGAAAACACAGCGCGAGACUCUCAUAAAAAUGGAUGUCGGUCUCUUUCUUGGAGGGGAUUCGGUGACAGUGUCUGUUAUCUUUGUCUUAGGUUUCUGCCAAGUCAGCAGCAUUGCUCAGUACCUCUACCACAAGGAAACAGCAAAUAAGUACAAGUUGAACUAUUUAUUUUGUCUGUAUAGUAUCAGAUAAUGUUUGUAAAGAGGGCGUGAUGUCAGACGAUACAUAUGUAUCAAGCUUCCAACCACUUUCCUUUGUCUAUUGCCAGAAGGAAGCAUUUUACUCAAGGGAAAGUGGGAAGCCCUGUGGUGGGCAAAUAGACAUCUGUGUCGUCAGUUUUAAAUUAGCUGGUAUUUUAUUUUUAAGCCAGUAUUUUUUUUAAUUCUCACUAUUUUCUCAACACAUUCACAUCCAAUCCUCCACCUGAAAAUGUGUGAAAAUCUCACAGCGUGUGAAUAUUUCACAGUACAGUGUUCUCCUUUUUAUUGUGUGUGGUACUGUGCUUUUUUUUAUAGCUGAGUCACAUACUAGGGUGAAUCACAACAUAUUUUAAGUCAUAUUUCACUACAAAAUAAAAAGUAUAUAUUUUGCAUAAAGAAAAUGUCUUUUUUAGGAUCAUAAAGUUUUUUGGGGUUUUUUUGCAUUACAUUAUAGGUGUUUUGCUUUUGUUUGUAUUUGUCAUUAUUCUCAGUAAUGAUUCUCAUUAGAUUUUCAGUAAUGUGUAAUUCAGUUUAUUACAAAUACAAAAUUGAAUUCAUAUAAUUAAUAAGAACUUAGCUGACAUAUUAAAUAUCAAUAUCGGUCAAUAAAAGUGGUACUAAACUAGGCUUCAUUUUAUUUAUGCAAAAUAUUCAACUAUAAAUAAUAUUUUCUUUGGGGUGAAAUAUGACUAGGACAUUUUCUUGACAGGUUUUGUGAGAUUUAACACAAACGUCACAUGUACUGUAUUUCUAAUCAGUUGAUUUUGAACUGAUUGUUGUUUUUAUAUAUAAAUCUCAAUAAGGGAUCAUCAGCUGAUGGAAAGUACAGCUUGGGCUGAUAUGUGCUCAGCUGUUGUACCCUCAGGUGUGAGUGGAAAUGAGGUUUGAAUACAAACACAGCUGAUCACUCAACAAUGGUCCAUUUUGAAGUGAUACAACGUCUUUAACCUGGUCGUGAUGCGUGGGACAACAAUAUCCAGUGGUGGACUGGCGGUAGACUUUGAAUGAAAAUGGUGCCGUACUCUUGUGUACACUCUUGGGUAACUUAAUUUUUUUCAUUCAAAGACUUGUUUUCAUGCACAUCAGAUUAAAUAAGGUGUCUACCCAACCCUGUUGGCCAUUGUGUCCAGCACAUAAAUGCUAUUGUCGUUAUCAACACACACACACUCAGCUCAACCGCUGAGCUCUCGAGAAACAGCGAGGCUAUUUUGACACAUUUGCUUAAUGCCAAGUUUCAUAGGUUCCCUAUUCAGGGGUCACAUUGUCAGCAAAACAUUUCAGCUUAGUCGCAAAACCGUACGUGAUUUGCAAAGUCAUCAAACAGCAUGUCUCUUCAGAGCCAUUGUGAGUCAAACUGCAAAUCGGUUAUGUGUUGUGAAGGUCCAACAUUUUGAGUGAGGUUAUAAUUGUUUUCAUGAAAAUAAGAGUUGGAAAGACCCCAGAGCGUUCCCCUGAAUCUAAUUUUAGGGACUUUACUUUUUAGUGAUUUAGAGUCACUUCUUAUAGUAAAUGUUAUGUAACCAUUGUUUGAUGGCAGUAUUCCUGCUUAGCAUUUCCUUUCUUCCUUGUUUACAAUCUGCUGUCACCUCCCAGAUGGUUAGAAUUCGACCUUGCCUGGGCGUUUCCUUCUCUAUUGUGUAAAUGCGAACACCAUAGAGGAGAACAGGUGCCUUCUGUUUCCAUCACUGAAAUGCUGUCUGUUGAGAAGUGUGGAGACAGUCACUGGCACGGGGAAGACUUCCUUUCCAUCUGGCUUUGCUUUAGUUCGCGACCUUAUUCAAAUGGCAAUGAGCGCGAUCGUUUUACCCCCUCUGUCAGCGCUUGUGUGUUUGAUGCUUUUGUGUCGAGUCGAGGGGGAUGAAACAGAAUGCGGGGAGUUCAGUGGGUUCAGUAUUGAUGACAGUGUUUAGGUAUAGCGAUCCUGUUGUUGAAGAUAACGAGGAAUAAACCACUUGGUUCAAAGCACACCACUGAGUGAUGUAAAUAUCUGCACUUUUCCAUUUUAUCUCUUUAUAAACCUCCUGAAAUUCUGUAUUUGAGAUUUAGACCGGAAAUGUACUCUACGCAAAUGCUUGACGCAAUUCCCAAAGGCCAAUUUUGUGCAUAAUAAUGUCAGGUUACAGUUCAUAAAGUGAUGCAAGUAUGUGCUGCAUUCUCAGCAUUGCCACAAGGGGCACUAUAAGCUGUUUUUUUUUCUUUCACAUCAAUCGUUGUCAUGGAAGAGCUACAGUUUGAAGAGCAUCUUACUGAGCAAUUUAGUUUAAUGAUGUUUAUAGCUAGCUACCUGAAUAAAGGCCCGCUCACAACAAGAACGAUAUCUGUGAAGGUAACGAUAACUCAAGCUCUUUAAAGUCAAAUGGAUUCUGAUUGACAUCAAUGUGUUUAUAGUUCUUCAGCUGGAACAAAAGAAUUGUUCUGAAAGUGAUUCCAACGAUUUCACUCAUCUGUGACGUUAACGUUAGGCCUGUAAAGUGGACUUUGUGGACAUUGUCAUAGAAUGUUUUCGUUAUAGUUAAGGCCCAUUCACAAGAAAAAUUAGAAUUAAAUUAAUUUUAGUUGAAUCUAAAAAUUAGAUUAAAUUUGAAGCAAAAACAGAAUGGUUUGACUUCAGUUUUGUGAAACUAUACAUAAAAAUAUC
Messenger RNA from Cyprinus carpio (common carp), 4619 nucleotides. RefSeq names its product lysoplasmalogenase TMEM86A-like. Lineage: Eukaryota; Metazoa; Chordata; Actinopteri; Cypriniformes; Cyprinidae. Gene Ontology annotation, cellular component: membrane. The record is from RefSeq and is a predicted model, not a curated record.